AUGUGCUUCGGAAGCAGGAAGAAGGAUGAGGGCGGUGUCUCCCGUUCGCGCGAACUUGAUCGGAUAAUCCGACAAGACGAGAAGCGCAUGUCGAAGGAAGUCAAGCUGCUCCUCCUCGGUGCUGGAGAAUCAGGGAAGUCUACGGUGCUCAAGCAGAUGAAGUUGAUCUAUGCCCAAGGUUUCAGCAAAUCAGAGAAGCUAGAAUGGAAGCCCGUCGUGUUCAACAACGUGGUGCAAUCCUUCCAGCUCAUCCUUGAGGCCAUGAACGAGAUGGACAUUGGCUUUGAGAACCCCGAGAACGAGAAGAACAUGGCGCAUAUCCUUGUCGACCAAGAAAUUCACCCUAAUAGCCCCAUGCCUCAGGACUUCCUUGACCCCAUCAAGUCACUAUGGCAGGAUGAGGGUGUCCGCAAGGCCAUUGAGAAGGGAAAUGAGUUCGCCCUCCACGACAACCUCGCAUACUUCUGCGACGACAUCGAUCGCCUUUGGGCCCAUGACUACGUUCCGACCGACCAGGAUCUUCUUCGCUCGCGACUACGAACUACCGGCAUCACCGAAACCGUGUUUGACCUCGGCCAGCUAACCUACCGAAUGUUUGACGUGGGCGGUCAGCGAUCGGAACGGAAGAAGUGGAUUCACUGUUUCGAAAACGUCAACUGCUUGCUCUUCCUCGUUGCCAUUAGCGGUUACGAUCAAUGUCUAGUAGAAGACAAGGAUGGGAACCAAAUGAACGAGGCUUUGAUGCUGUGGGAGUCGAUCGCUAACUCUCACUGGUUCGCCAAAUCCGCGCUCAUUCUUUUCCUUAACAAGAUGGAUCUGUUCAAGGAGAAGCUUGCCAAGAGUCCCAUCAACGACCAUGGCUUUACCGAUUAUAACGGACCCAAAGAUGAUUGGAAAGCCGCCAGCAAAUACUUUUGGAGAAAUUCCGGGCGCUCAACCGAAAUAGCGAGAAGGAGAUCUACGGCCACUUCACAAACGCGACCGACACGAACCUGCUCAAAAUCACCAUGA
Parascedosporium putredinis is the source of this 1011-nucleotide messenger RNA. Lineage: Eukaryota; Fungi; Ascomycota; Sordariomycetes; Microascales; Microascaceae. The record is from the annotation of a GenBank genome assembly.